Messenger RNA from Mesoplodon densirostris (Blainville's beaked whale), 1338 nucleotides. Its product is annotated as probable inactive 1-aminocyclopropane-1-carboxylate synthase-like protein 2. The record is from RefSeq and is a predicted model, not a curated record. NCBI's taxonomy places the organism in Eukaryota, Metazoa, Chordata, Mammalia, Artiodactyla, Ziphiidae. Gene Ontology annotation, molecular function: pyridoxal phosphate binding; transaminase activity. Gene Ontology annotation, biological process: biosynthetic process; amino acid metabolic process.
AUGCCCUCCAUGCCCUAUGGCCAGAUGAGGGACCAGGCCCUCAGAAACCGUAGCAUCCACACCCAGCUGAUGGAGAUGGUGCUGUCCUUGAGGCAGACCAUGGAGGAUAACAUCACGCAGCUGAUGACCAGGCACCAGCAGCAGGACCUGGCGCUGGAGAAGCAGAGGCACAAUCAGGCCAUCAGGGACCAGGAGGCCUUCCUGGGUCACUUAAUGUUCCAGAUGCUCCACUACCUGCAGUCUGGGGCCACAGGUGACCAGAGCUUCCAACCGCCUGACGCUUCCAUGGAUGUCGAUGUCGGAGGUGGGCAGCAGGCCCAAUCAUCCAGGCAGACUUGCCAGAUGUUUUACCAACGGAGUGAUUUUGAAGAUACAUUUAUCAGCUAUGACUUGUAACUGUGGAUUGACAUCUCUGCCUUACACCACUCCAGCUUCCAGGACUACAACACCUACCAAGGAAACAAAUACCACAAGGACAAGAACACCCUGAGCUACAUCAACCUUGGUACCAGUGAGAACAAGAUCUGUAUUGAUCUGCUGGCUGAAAGGUUGACUUGGACUGACAUGCUGUACAUUGAUGAAGACCUACUGCAGUAUCCUGAUUGGAGAGGGCAACCAUUGGAAGGACUCAAGGUGCCAGAUUCUCUGCUGGGGAAAAAGGUUAGAGGCCUUGCUAUCAACCCUCAGAAUCCUCUGGGAGAUGUCUACUCCCGAGACUCAGUGAUGGAAUAUCUGGAAUUUGCUAAGAAGUACAACCUACAUGUGAUUAUAGAUGAGAUUUACAUGCUGUCUGUGUUUGAUGAAGCCAUCCCAUUCCAUAGUGUUCUGAGCCUGGAGAGUCUGCCUGACCCCAACAAGACCCAUGUGAUCUGAGGCACCAGUAAGGAUUUCGGCAUCUCUGGCUUCUGCUUUGGCACUCUGUACACCCGCAACAGGGAGGUGGCCUCUGCUGUGAGCUCCUUUGGCUACCUCCACAACAUCUCUGGCAUCACCCAGUACAAGCUGUGUCAGCUGCUUCAGGACAGAGAAUGGAUUGACAAUGUGUACCUGCCCAUUUAUCGCUUCCGGCUGCAGGAGGCUCACAGGUACAUUACUAACAAACUGAAGGCAUUGAAAGUCCCUUUUCUCAAUCGUGGCUCUGGCCUCUAUGUCUGGAUCAACUUGAAACAGUACCUGGACCCUUGCACAUUUGAGAAAGAGCUGCUCCUCCAUCGCUGCUUCCUUGACAACAAGCUGAUUUUGUCCUGUGGCAAGACCUUCAUGUGUAAGAAGCCUGGCUGUUUCCGCCUCCUCUUUGCAGCUAGGCCCCUCCUGCUAAGAAGCAGUAAGUGGGGCUGA